GUAAAAAAUCGAAAAGUAUAAGGGAAAAAAAAAAUAGUAGAAAAAAAAAUCAGGAAGGAAAAUUCCAUAGAUUUUAAGAAUUUCAUUUUCCAUAUCCAGAAAGGUGAGGACCGAGGACUGCACUGUCCGCCCGCCUUCUCUCUCAUCUUCACUCACAUUUGAGUGGGCCCCACUCCCUUCUCUGUUCUCCACUCACUGUCACUCACGGAUGUGGCUUCCUUUGUUUUAAAAAAGGAAGAAAAAUACAAUAGUUUUCACUGAGCACCGUGUGGAAGAAGCAGAAUACAAUAUGGCAAGAGUUGAUAGCAUACAGAAAUCCAUCUGCAUCCUUGUUCUGCUUAUACUGCAACAUUGUUACGGGGCAAUCAAAGGUGAAGCACAAGCAGUAUCCAGCAGUCUUCCUGCUGAUGAGAUUGAAGCUCUACAAGAAAUAGCAGCACAAAUAGGGAAGAAAGACUGGAACUUUAGCGAAAACCCCUGCAGCUCUACUAAUUCAAGCAGCUGGAUGGUUAAGCCAAGUCCCGACCAAGGGGUGUACCCGUCUACUGUCUUUUGCAAUUGCUCCUUCAGUGGCCGUGUUUGCCACGUGCAAAACAUAUCUCUUCAAAGGCAAGAUCUUUCUGGUGUGCUUCCACCAUCUCUGGCCAAGUUACCACACAUCAAACAUGUUGAUUUCUCGCUAAACUACCUUAGUGGUAACAUUCCCAAAGAAUGGGCUUCAAUGAAGUUGGAACAACUGGUCCUCGCUGUGAACAUGUUAUCAGGAACAAUCCCUUACUACCUUGGAAAUAUAACCACUCUAAUACAUCUGAACAUGGAGAACAAUAUGUUUUCUGGAACUGUUCCCUCUGCGCUUGGGAAUUUGGUCAACCUGGACUUUCUUAAUCUUAAUUCUAACUAUCUCACCGGAGUGUUGCCUAUAUCUCUCACUAAUCUCAGCAAAUUGACAGUAUUAAAAAUUAACAGCAACAACUUCACAGGAAGAAUACCCGACUUUAUUAAGAAUUGGAAAAGUCUUAGCAGAUUAAAUAUGCAAUCCAGUGGUUUUGAAGGGCCAAUUCCUUCUGAUACUAUAUCCAUGCUGAAUAAUUUAACUGAACUCAGACAGAUAAGCGACUUGAAUAAUGGAGAAGGCUCAGAGUUUCCACUCUUAAGAGAUAUGAAGAAAUUGAAAGACUUGAUGUUAAGAAGCUGCAAUCUCUUUGGACCAAUUCCUCCAUAUUUAUCCGACAUGAAGCAACUUAGAUUCUUAGAUCUUAGCUUUAACAAAUUGGAAGGAAACAUUCCAGAAUUUAAAGAUCAGUUGGCUUCCUUACAAACAGUGUACUUCACAAGCAACCGGCUCAAUGGGACUAUUCCUAAUUGGAUCAUAGCAAGAACAACAAAUUAUCGUCAAAGAACAGAUCUUUCCUACAACAAUUUUUCUGAGAGCUCUAAGCAACCUAGCUGUACAGAUACAUUGAAUUUAUUCAGAAGCUUUUCCUCACAUGGAAACUCAACACCUAUGGAGUGCAUGAAGGACAGAGUCAAACCAUGCUCAGAAGAUCAAUACUCAUUACACAUAAAUUGUGGUGGAAAUCCAACCACAGUUGGAGGCAUCUAUUAUGAAGGGGACAUAAACGAUGCAGAUUCAGCAAAGUUGAUCUUCCCCUCAGAUAAUACUUGGGGAAUUAGUAAUACUGGAAGCUUUGGUAGUCGGACUGAGUACACAACCAAAAAUGUAUCUAAACUCGAGAUGAAUAACUCUGAAUUAUACACUAGUGCACGUCUCUCUGCUCUUUCUCUCACGUAUUAUGGACAAUGCUUAGCAAAUGGAAAUUACACCGUCAAACUUCACUUUUCAGAGAUAACAAUUAGAGACAAUAAAUCCUCUCAUAGUCUUUCAAGACGGAUAUUCGAUGUUUAUAUUCAAGACAAAUUGGAGUUAAGGGAUUUUGACAUUAAAAAAGAAGCAAAGGGGGUUGACAAGGAACUCGUCAAAGAAUUCAAAGCUAUUGAGGUGAAGGAUAAAAGUAUAGAGAUUCGAUUUUAUUGGGCUGGUAAAGGAACAACUUCUGGACCAAGAAAAGGAACAUUUGGUCCUCUUAUAUCAGCUAUCUCUGUGGUAUCUGAGUUCAACCCUCCAGUAGAACCAGUACAUUCUAAGGAGUCUCGAAAUUCGCAUGUAAUAGUGAUUGCAGCUAUCGUUAGUGUAUUAUGUCUCAUUUGCGUUACAUUAGGCAUCCUCUGGUUGAAAUGCCAUUUCAAUGCAUCAAGGGAUAAAGGUGAUGAGUUAAGACGUCUAGAUCUUCAAACUGGGUUUUUUAGCUUUAGACAAAUUAAAACUGCUACAAACAACUUCGACCCUACAAACAAAAUUGGAGAAGGUGGUUUUGGAACAGUCUACAAGGGUACACUGUCGGAUGGCACAAUAAUUGCAGUUAAGCAACUUUCUGCAAAGUCAAAGCAAGGAAAUCGUGAAUUUGUGAAUGAAAUAGGGAUGAUUUCUGGUCUACAGCAUCCAAAUCUUGUUAGAUUAUAUGGAUGUUGUAUUGAAAGAAAUCAACUGUUGUUGGUGUAUGAAUACAUGGAAAAUAAUAAUCUUGCCCGAACUCUGUUUGAAGAAGGAGGGUUGAAACUGGACUGGCCUACAAGGCGAAAUAUAUGUAUUGGUAUAGCAAGGGGUCUUACUUUCUUACAUGAGGAAUCAACGUUGAAAGUUGUUCAUAGAGACAUCAAGACAACCAAUGUACUACUUGAUGGGGAACUUAAUCCCAAGAUAUCUGAUUUUGGUUUGGCCAAACUUGACGAAGAGGAAAAUACUCACAUUAGCACCAGAAUUGCUGGAACCAUAGGAUAUAUGGCACCAGAGUAUGCACUAUGGGGUUACUUAACCUAUAAAGCAGACGUCUACAGUUUUGGUGUUGUUGCAUUAGAGAUUGUUGCUGGGAAGUACAACAUGAAAUAUCGACCAACUGAGAACUACGUAGGCCUUGUAGAUUGGGCCCUUGUUCUACAGCAAAAAGGAGAUUUAAUGGAGUUUGUGGAUCCAAAAUUGGAGUCUGAUUUCAACAAGGAAGAGGUAGUUAGAGUGAUCAAAGUGGCACUAUUAUGUACCAACUCAUCACCAGCGCUUAGGCCUACAAUGUCGGCGGUACUGAGCAUGCUUGAAGGCCAUACAGUUGUUCCAGAAUUGAUCAUGGAUCCCAGUAUUUAUGGUGAUCCAUCAAGGUUAGAAGCCAUAAAGGAGCAUUUUGAGCAAAUUACACAGCAAUUGCCAUCUGAGACUCAAAGCCUCAUUGAUUCAUCAGUACUUGUGGACUCUUCUACUACAUCUUCCCAGGAUCACCAUUAAAAUAGUCUAAAUUAUUCGCAAUGAUAAAGUUCUAUUACCUUUAUAUGUAUGUAUAUACAUACAAGUUCAUAUGAGAAUUUUAAUUUAAAAACAUUGUAAGGAUUCAAAUGUAUUUUUUUAAAAAUAGAUGAGCAUAUAUUUAAAUUUU
Messenger RNA from Ziziphus jujuba (common jujube), 3482 nucleotides. RefSeq names its product probable LRR receptor-like serine/threonine-protein kinase At1g07650. Gene Ontology annotation, molecular function: protein kinase activity; protein binding; ATP binding. Gene Ontology annotation, biological process: protein phosphorylation. Bases 290 to 3334 code for a protein of 1014 amino acids. The record is from RefSeq and is a predicted model, not a curated record. NCBI's taxonomy places the organism in Eukaryota, Viridiplantae, Streptophyta, Magnoliopsida, Rosales, Rhamnaceae. The transcript has 24 exons.